Artibeus jamaicensis (Jamaican fruit-eating bat) is the source of this 2039-nucleotide messenger RNA. RefSeq names its product UPF0488 protein C8orf33. The coding region runs from base 1 to 1029 and encodes 342 amino acids. NCBI's taxonomy places the organism in Eukaryota, Metazoa, Chordata, Mammalia, Chiroptera, Phyllostomidae. The transcript has 6 exons. The record is from RefSeq and is a predicted model, not a curated record.
AUGCAGUUUAUCACCAGGUCUUGCCCCCGGGCGGGGGCACUGCUGAGUCGCGGCCGCUAUUCUCGGCGCUUCCUUAUGGGUCUGCUCUUCACGUUCGUGCGCCUGCUGCUCUCGCGCCCCUGGAGGGUGAGCUCGGAACGCUCUCUCCUGGGUUGUCCCUUCGCUCAGAGCGGUGUCUAUAUCGCAGUGGCCGCCGGCCACGCCCACGCGGACGCCCCGCCCACAGCGAGGCCCCGCCCGCCCUGCCGCUGCGCACGGGACGAGUUGCAGGCGGAGCGAAUACGCCGGGGACUCCGGACGCUGCGUAGCUUCCGGUGGUGGCGGCGGCGGAUGGCGGCCCUAGAACAUCCUGCCCGGGAGACACCGGCGACCCCGGGCCCACGUACAGCCCGCGCGCCUGGCAGCCCCUGGCGCCCCGCGCCGCUUCCCAGCGCCCCGAGUCCUUUUACUGCCCCGUCUCCCAUCCAUCUGUGUUCAGUGCAUUCCACGUGCAGUGACGCAGCUUCCAGGGCGCAUCCCAUAGGCGGCGAAGGUGACGCAGCCUCUAGGAAGCAAAAGAAGAAGAAAAGCCGGAAUAGGGCCUCUGUGUCUAAUGGAGGCGGGAAGGCCUUGGAAAAGCCGGCCCCCGAGGAAGCCCCUUUAAGCCAGGAGUCCCAGGCGGAGCAGCUGGCUCGGGAACUGGCCUGGUGCGUGGAGCAGCUGGAGCUGGGCCUCAAGAUGCAGAGACCCAACCCAAAACAGAAAGAGCAGGCUAUUGCGGCCAUUCGAACCCUGCGCAGUGAAAGAACCCCUCUGCCCCGGAAGAGGCAGCUCAUGCGCUCCUUGUUCGGGGACUACAGGGCUCAGAUGGGAGCCGAAUGGCGCGAAGUCCUGCGAGAUCUCAAGACUGCAGCCCGCUCAGCCCAGGUGCAGCCCGUAGGAGAGGCCACCAGAAAGAAGAGCGGGAGGGUCUGCAGGCCUCGCCUGGCAAGGACAACCAAGGCCACCUUGGACACUCCUGACAAAGAGUUUAGGUUCAAUUUCUUUUAGCCUCUCCCCCUCCCCUGGAACUGUGCCCCUCCCCAGAGGUGUGGGGUUCUGUCUUGAGUGCAGAACCCUACCACAAAUACUGUGUCCCACGGAUGUGGGGUCGGUCCAUCCCUGCUUGGCCAGUUUAUUUGGUGCCAUGGUUGUCAGGUGUAUGUGAGACCAGCAUAUCAAGUUCUGUGCGAUAAGCAGAAGACCCCAUUUGUGGGUCUUCAGAUGAACGGUUCCUAUUGCUGGAAAAGGGGGUCCUUUCAGAAAGGCUUCUGCAGUACAGGGAAGUGUGAGCACGUGGCAGGAGCAAUAUCUUGCCCAGUGUUCAGGGUGAGACCAAGUGGCUGAGGGUGCGUGCAGAAGCAGCAUGAUUGCACAUUGGCACUCAGUGUGAAAAGGGCGUGCUGUCCCUCACUGUGGUGCUUUAUACCACUUUGUCACGGUGGCGUAAUAAAACUCUCAUAAAAACGGAUGAGUGAGAGUGUGUGCUAAUUGCCUGUGUUAGACAAGGUACAGAUGAUGGAGGUGGCUGGCACUGUGGUUUCAGGCUUUCUUCCAGUGCACGGUCCUUUGUGUUGCCUUCAUCCUGAGCAAGUGUCAUCUUCAGGGACCAGUGUGGCCCCCAGCAGGCCAGCCUUUGUUCUGAGAUGACCUCUUGGUGUAUUGCCUGCUGCAGGCGGGAGUUCCCAGGUCUUGUGCUGCAGAAUCGGGUUUUGUAGGGUUCUCAGCCCACCCCAGGGGCUUUGCUGGUGUCUCCCAGAUUUGCAUCCCAGACUAGACAGGUAUCUAGAGCUCACCCACCUAGUCAGCAUCUCUAUCUUGACUGUCAUAGACAUUUCAGACUAAUCCAGAGCAUUCUGUUAGCCCCAGAGCCUUUAUUUUCUGCUUUUUUGGGUUUGGCAGUACCACACGCCCAGUUGAUUAGGGUGGAACCUGGGCUGCCCUUGACUGCUCUUUGAUGCAUGUGCUCAGUACCUCACUGGCACGUGAGCUCUGUCUUCAAAAUAAAGUUCAGACCCUGA